Messenger RNA from Candidozyma haemuli, 522 nucleotides. Its product is annotated as tRNA splicing endonuclease subunit. Gene Ontology annotation, cellular component: tRNA-intron endonuclease complex. Lineage: Eukaryota; Fungi; Ascomycota; Pichiomycetes; Serinales; Metschnikowiaceae. Gene Ontology annotation, biological process: tRNA-type intron splice site recognition and cleavage. The transcript has 2 exons. The coding region runs from base 1 to 522 and encodes 173 amino acids. The record is from RefSeq and is a predicted model, not a curated record.
AUGAACGAUGAAGAGGAAACCUUUAAAAUUCUAGGUACGCAAGAUGAAGACACCUUUCCUGAUUGGGGUGAUCUCAAUCAUCGCUUUACAUCACUCAGAAUUGCCGACGAAUCUAUACCGAAGAGGUCCGAGAAAGAUUUUGAUGUUGACUUUACCGAUUUUCAGACAUCUACUCUAGCUGAGGCCCGUAAUCAAAUGUUUAAAGCUCUUGACCAUUUAAGAGGCCAUCAUGAGAAACAAAAGAUGGUGGGCGUUUGGAUGAAGAAAAAGGGCAUGACUUUAGUUCCACAUGCCAAAGGGAACUUUUUCAGAGACAUGGGUGAGCUGCACAAUUUUGUAGAAAAGCCUAAAAUCCAAGGCUGUUGGCUUCUGUCUAUUGAAACGCUUUAUCUUAUGGAAAGAGGCUCCUUGAUUCUUUACCUUUCGAACGAGAGCGGAUCAAAGUUCCAAGAAGCAGAUUCGAGCACGCAAAAUUACAGAAAAACGCCUGACCUUGGCACCAAAGACGCUCAAAAAUCUUGA